AUGUUAAAAACUGCAAUGCACCCGACACGUAAUGGUUCAGAUCAUUGUGCUGGUAGUUCGAUUGAGAAAAAUGAUGCUAUGAGAAUUUGGCUGGAACUGAAACAAAAUGGAUUUAUCUCGCCUUCGUCUGCCUCAAUGCCGAGGCUGAAGCCAAAGCCAAAGCCUGCUCCAUUGCCAACUAAGAAGCGAGAGAGACACAUAAAUGAUGGGUUUAGUGAAAAACCAGAGCUUGCUAAGGUGCGGCGAGUUGAUGGGUUGGCUAAGGUUGCUGCAUCUGCUUCUGGAUUGCUCAAGAAAUUUAAUCCUGGGACCACACCUUCUUCUGCUGGUAUGCUGCCAACGCCAAAAAAGCACAGUGAGAAGUGUAUGAUUGCUGGACCCAAGGGAUUCUUGAAGGUUUUAGAGGUUGAACCGAGCAAAAUGUACUCUCGGAUUUCUCCACCAUGUGGGUUGCUUAAUGAGUUUAAUCCAGGGAUUAUAAAUCGGAUACGAAGCAGUAAACAGGUCUUUUCAGUGAUUCAGGCUUUGGUGAGAAGAGAUACAAUAGGAAAUGUUGACAUCCCAAGUAGGCAGGAAAAUAGAUUUGGGGAGAAUGAUGCAAAUGAAUGUCCAAAUAGAAGUGACAAAAAGGGAUUGUGUUCUAAGGCCCCAAGUGGCAAUUUGUGUGUGAAAACAGAAUACGAGGAAGAGGUUGGUGGUUUGGGGAUAGCUGUGAGAAGGGCAGACAAUGAUGAUGACAAAGAUGAAGUGAAGUCAUCCCUAUCUUCAAUUACAGCAUCUGAAAAUGCAGCCAGUUCUGUUCACAGUGAGGCGUCAACGAGCACAGCAAUGGGUUCUUCUCUUUCUCUAGAAGAUGCUAAUGCAGCUUCUCAAUGGUUGCAAUGUCUUCGCCAUGACAUCACAAGGCGUCUAGAAGCAUUGAUGCAUAGUAGAUCGAGGAUUCAAAAUGUGAUCCGGACAGAGUUGCCUGCACUUAUGCUCAAAGAGUUUUCAGUUGACCAAGAAAACGAGCUCUUUGCUGCCAGAAGGUCUGUUUCUAUGAAUGUGGAUGUCCAUAAAGCAAAGCGGGGUACUCAGUUUGAUCAGAUGGAUAAGGCACUAACUGAAGAGGCAGGUCAACUGGAACUCUGGUUGAAACAAGUAAUAGAAAUGCAGUCACGGAACGAUGAAGUCUUCUGUCGCCUCAAUCAGUGUACAGGACGUCAACAUUGGGCCAUUCAAGUUGACACCACUCCAGGUGGUUCCGCUUCUGAUAGAUACCAGUAUGUCCAACUAUGGUGUCUACGUUUGCCAAAGAAUGAGGGUUUGGUGAAAAUGCUUAGCUUCACAUAUCUACAUGUACACAUUUCUGACAUCCAAGGCUGUCUCUUUACCUCUUAG
This is a messenger RNA of Dovyalis caffra, 1380 nucleotides long. NCBI's taxonomy places the organism in Eukaryota, Viridiplantae, Streptophyta, Magnoliopsida, Malpighiales, Salicaceae. The record is from the annotation of a GenBank genome assembly.